Trichoplusia ni (cabbage looper) is the source of this 1162-nucleotide messenger RNA. RefSeq lists its product as uncharacterized. The transcript has 9 exons. The coding region runs from base 53 to 1084 and encodes 343 amino acids. NCBI's taxonomy places the organism in Eukaryota, Metazoa, Arthropoda, Insecta, Lepidoptera, Noctuidae. The record is from RefSeq and is a predicted model, not a curated record.
CAGUUGUUCGAUCGAUGUUAGACAGUGACAGUCAAAAGCUAAAAUUUAAUAAAUGGAUCACAAAAAUAUAAUACUAAGGUUAUGUUCUAUAUUCCUAUUGCUGCACUUCACGUCAGCAAGCAACGAUGUAUCUUCUUUUCAAUUGCUCGCUCGCCUUUCCUUUCCUACUGUGGAAACGAAACCCUAUAAUAUGCCGAGUUCUAAAGAAAUAGACCCUCGUCACAGCUACGCCGACGAGAAAUUCGAGAAAUUACAAGAUUAUUACAACUAUAUGAAUGGGAGAAUGAAGGAACCACACAAUCCGACUGAACGUCGGGAAAUAAUGGAAAUUGGAUCUAAGAAGCUGUAUUCCUUUAUCGAUUCGCACAUAAGGGAUCUGAAGAGGCUUUUAUUUGCGACUGACAUGGCUCUCAUGUCAAUGGUUUUAUUGAAACUGAAUAAGAAAAUGGAUACGUCGGAGGCAAAGAUUAAAUCGACUCAAGCGAAAAUUCCCUUUGGACUGUAUACUAGCCCAGAAUUUAAGUGCCUGGAUACUUCUUACUACAUAGUGUCAGCUCACAACCAGGAAGAUGCUCAAAUGAUUUUAUCUAGCGAGAGGAAACCACAUUGUUAUACUUUUAGAGGUGCGUUUGCCUUCAUCGGGUUCUACCAUCGACAUUCGGAGACAACUUACGUGGGGCCACAUGCUGAACAGUUUCAAGCCAAGGAUCCCAGUCAAGGGCUGUACUGUCACUCAGAUGAUAAUUGGAGUGAUGCGCAGUGUAUCUACAAGAUAAACCCUCGCGAAGAGUUUCCAGAAUCCGUGGAGUAUGAGCCCAAGAUCUCGUAUUUCUGCGGACCAUACCGGUACUUCAUACCAGCUACUACUGACGUCAGAUGCAUCUUCUCAAUAUUCUCCAUGAAUUUCGUAUUUCGAUUCGGAUAUGAUGGUGUUACUUACAAAAGCUCGGAUCUAUCUUUCAUGUAUCAGAAUGGCCAAGUAUUUUACACUGACGAACCUUGGGCUGGCAUGUCAUGUUGGAACUGGGCCUGUAAGUGGCGCCACAACCAGAACCAGCGAUCCAACGAGUUCUUUAUCAACUAGCGCCUUUAUCUUUAUCAUCUGUAUCCAGUGGCCAGAUAUGGAACUAAAAUGUUUGGAAAUAUAAUACUUACGUGUUUU